Molecule: messenger RNA, 4573 nt
Organism: Drosophila ficusphila
Lineage: Eukaryota; Metazoa; Arthropoda; Insecta; Diptera; Drosophilidae
Gene: mub
Product: poly(rC)-binding protein 3
Exons: 10
Coding region: 887-2719 (610 amino acids)
Biological process (GO): regulation of RNA metabolic process; regulation of gene expression
Cellular component (GO): cytoplasm; nucleus
Molecular function (GO): mRNA binding
Source: RefSeq, a predicted model, not a curated record
AGUGUGUGCGCUUCUGGCAUCCAUCAAUCAGCCGACAAAGUUCGACGAAAGGAAAAACCUAGAAAUUUUCGAAAAAUUACCACAAGUCUCCCUGUCAUUUCUCGAUUAUUGACCGAUAACAGCGGAUAAAGUGCAUCAUCUAAAAACGCCGCCAAGUGCAUUCAAAAUCCCAGGAAAGUAAAAAAGACAACCAGAGUGUGAGUGAGACAGAGACAGAGAGAACGGGAAAUAACAUUUUCGACAGCUAAUAACAGACUGUACUUUUUGGCGCCCAAAAGCAUUCUCGUGCAACAACAACCACAAAACAAACAAACAACCCGAAAAACAUUCAAACUAAUUAACAGCGUUUUACCAAAACGUAAUUCAAUGUAAACUCUGCAUAACAAAUUUGACAGCCCAGCACCCGAUAAAUAUACAUCUCUAAUGCAUCAGCUAAGCAACAGUAUUUUUGCUCAACAACAAACUGACGAGAACUCUUAAGGCAGAAAAAGAAAAAUCAAAUAUUUUCAUAGCAGUGAUUAUUUGUUGCAUUUGAAUUUGAAUUGAAAACCGCAGAUAGCAGAUACGAGCAGCAAAGAGAACGCAGCGAGCUUAAGCCAACAACGGUAGUACGACUAGCAAAAGACACCACCAAUUUAAUUUUUAUCUAGAAAAGCAUACAAUACCGCAAGCAAAGUAGCCAAAAUCUCUAUAUGUAUAGUUCAUGUAUCGGUCAUUUAUGAUUGGUAUAUAGCAAAGUUAUAUUUACAAACCCCGCAACCUAAUCGGAAAGUGAGCCCCUUGAAAGACAACCAAGACAACUGCUGCGAUACAGACCGAUCCACGCGGUCAGAUCCAGAUAAAUUUCAUCCAAACCGAGUUAAGACAAGGCAGCAAAAUAGAUACCAUGGAAGACAAUAACACGAGCAGCAGUGCGGGCGGUGCGUCCAUCAAACACGAGGAUCCAUCGGUGACGCUCACAAUAAGGCUGAUUAUGCAAGGAAAGGAAGUUGGUAGUAUUAUUGGUAAAAAGGGUGAAAUUGUCAACAGAUUUCGUGAAGAGUCUGGUGCCAAAAUCAACAUUUCGGAUGGCUCGUGCCCGGAACGCAUUGUGACUGUGUCUGGUACAACUAAUGCAAUCUUUUCGGCAUUUACGCUCAUUACAAAGAAGUUCGAAGAGUGGUGCUCGCAGUUCAAUGAUGUAGGCAAAGUUGGCAAAACUCAAAUACCCAUUCGAUUGAUUGUGCCCGCCAGUCAAUGUGGAUCGUUAAUUGGCAAGAGUGGUUCAAAGAUCAAGGAAAUUCGCCAGACCACCGGCUGCUCCAUCCAAGUUGCCAGUGAAAUGCUGCCAAAUUCGACAGAGCGGGCGGUUACUUUGAGCGGCAGUGCCGAGCAGAUCACCCAGUGCAUCUAUCAGAUAUGUCUUGUCAUGUUGGAGUCCCCGCCACGCGGUGCUACCAUCCCGUACCGACCAAAACCGCAAGUUACUGGCCCCGUCAUCCUGGCCAACGGACAGGCCUUCACCAUUCAAGGAAACUACGCAGUGCCCACACAAGAGACCUGUCCAGUAUUUCCACUUGCCCUGGCUACCGGCGGUCUACAUGCUGGUAUCUCAGGCUUGGCGGAUCCUUUGUUAAAGGGGGCACAUUUACAAGGAGCGAUACCAGCACACCACCAUCACCUACAGCAAAUGCCCGAUGUGGCCAAGAACCCGCUGGCCAGUCUGGCCGCCUUGGGCCUGGCUGGGAUGAACCAGGCCGGCACUGGGGGCAUCAACCACACAGGUGAGUUGAGCGCUUCUGCGGCCAGAUGCCAGACAGAUUUCCAAUCUAAUCUAGGCUCUGCCCCAGCAGCCUUGGCUGCCCUGGCCGGGUCGCAACUGCGUACAGCGAAUCCCGCGAACCGAGCCCAGCAGCAGCAGCACGAGAUGACCGUCUCGAACGACCUGAUCGGCUGCAUCAUCGGCAAGGGCGGCACCAAGAUCGCCGAGAUCCGCCAGAUCUCGGGCGCCAUGAUCCGGAUCUCGAACUGCGAGGAGCGCGAGGGCGGCAACACCGACCGCACCAUCACCAUCAGCGGCAACCCGGACUCGGUGGCACUGGCCCAAUACUUAAUCAACAUGAGUGUUGAGCUGCAGAAGGCCAAUCUCCUGGAGCAGGCCCAGGCCCAGCAGAACGGCGGUGCCAUCGCAGCUCCCGGAGCGGCUGCCGCCGGAGUGCCGGCCAUUGCCGGCGCCUCGGCUCCUCCAUCGGGCUCGAACGGAGCAGUCACAGCGGUCGCUCUCACCGGCAGCGGUGGCGCAGGAGUCGUGGGAGCGGGUGCCACAGCAGCCGCCGCAGCAGUGGCCAACGGUGCCGCUCCGGCGGCCAACGGCGGCGGGACCAACGGCAGCAUCUCCGCCGCCGGGGGAUACGCCAGUGCCAACGGCACUGCGAACGGAGCGGUGGCAGUGAACCCGGCUGCGGCCGCCGCCCUCUCCAGCCCCUUGGCCUCGGCCCUGCAGCUGCUGACCAAGCCGGGAGCGCUGAGCGCCCUGUCCAACCUGAGCGCCCUCGACCUGCUCAACCUGACCACGCUGGGCAACAACAACGGGGCCGGCGGCAACCCGGGCGGACCGCCGGUGCAGACGACGGGCGUGAACCGGGCCAAGGGCCACUACGCCACCUCGCGCUUCCGGCAGCACCAGACGGAGACCGGCGGCGAGGCGGAGAAGCCGCGCAACAAGUUCAACCCGUACUAGGAUCCGUAGGCUACGGAUACGGAGGGAGCUAUAGUCGCUUAGUUUUGUAGGAUUUCCAUGAUAGCGUUGCGAAAGCUUUAGACCUAGAUUCUUGAAGAAGAAACAAAAUUGUAUAAAUUCGCUUUAAACUUAUGUGGUAUGCGUACACGCUGCGAACCUAAUCGUAUUGUAUUCAAAUUCGUAUUCGAAGUUUCAAGACAGUUUUUUGCGUCUAGUUAAAGCACAGUAUCCAAGUAACCGAUAGACAACCCUACGCAAUAUUUAUCAAUGUUUUUGAAAAACAAACUAACCAACAAUCGUAAGCAGUCACUCUUAGAUCGGCCACUUAGGGCAGCUAGACAUUAUUUAAUCCAGCACUCAACCAUAUUGUGCAUCGAAUAGGUAGGGAGCGGGCCAUCCAUGAACGGCCCGAUCGAGAUAUUUUGACCAAGUGACCAAGGACCCUAGUGGGCGCUAUAGAUUUUGGACCCCAAACUUUUGAUAAAUGCCUAAUAACAUAUAUACAUGGGUACAUAGGUACAUAGAAAAUGUAUCGUACAUUACUGAAUUUGCCAAAUUUUAGCGCAUCCCUAGCAGCGUUCUUUGAAGCUUUAGAUUAGACUAGAUCGCGUUUAUCGGAGUCGAUUACCGAAUGCCGAUAUAGAGCAGCCAACAAUCUUUCCCCAAUCCAUUCAUUGUAACAUAAAACACGCUCCAAUAUCUUAUAAUCCAUUGUACUCUCCUAGUCCGUAAGCACUAAAUGUAUUUUUCCCUAUAUAUACGAUUAUAUAUAAUCAGCAUUAAGCAUAAAGACCCGAAAGCCAUUUGUCGAGAACAGAAGCAUCUGCAGAAAAAAGUGAAACAGAAACAGACAGAAUAUGAAGUAAAAGAACCUUCUAUAAGAAGUUUACAAAGAAGAAAUUCCAAUGCGUUGGGCCCCAAGGCAAAAGAGGAGCGAUGAGAUUCGAGCUCUCGGCGGAGGGGAUCAACGACCUUUAUGGACCAAUUCGCUCUAAUUGACGCAAUCCACGCAAUGAGCGUACAAAAACCAACUAUUUGAAUAGAAAUCGAAACAAACACACUGAGAACAACAUGGAAACGCCAGGAAAAGGCAGUCAGAGAAGCAUAUUCAAGGCAUAUGUUCUGUAGGAGGAGAAGAAUUUGAAUGAAAUUUGAGAAAACGUUAUCAUGUAUUAGACUUUAAGUCUCCGAUUGUUUAUAGAACUUAAUUUUUGUUAGUUUUACCAACUUAACCAAGCCCCAUUUGUAUUUAUUAUGCGAUUGUACAUUUUUGUUAUUAUUUGUAGCCAAGACACUUUUGAAUUGGUCGAAAAUAAUGUUGAAAAAGUAUUUGGAAAUUUAAUUUUCUCUACCCUAAAGUACACGAAACUAUUGUAGCUACUUUGAAGGAAUUUGAUAUGAUUUUCUUAUUUUUACAUAUACCAGUAGCCUUAAGACAAAUGACACACUAUGUAACACUUUAAGCUAAGCGGGCUUACGAUUUUAUAACCAAAUUAUAUUCCUAACUUAUCAUACAUCCUACAUACAUACAAACAUACCCACAUACCCUUACAUACAUACAUACAUAUAUGCGAAGAUAAUUCUUAUGGCUCAUUAACACAAGUAGUUAAAAAGAGAAACGGAUUAACGUAGUAACAUGAAAAUCUUAUAAUGAAUAAUAAUAUUUCUCGAUAUUAACAAUAAUAGACACCCAACCAGAAAAGGCUUUACCUGUAGAACAACAACAACAACAACAAGAACAGAAGGAACAGCAAUAGCGACCGAAACAAAGCUAAACUAUUUAUAUGCAAUGAAAACAUGAUGAAAACACAUGAGUUUGUAAUAAAGUGAAAAAUGAAUACUAAAUCGAACGUA